AUGUCAUCCACACGAGUUUUCUUUGAGGUUGGCACAGAGAUUUCUUUGAGGUCCUACAUUCCUGUUGGGGGAUCUUUACCAAACACAGAUCAGAAAAAUCUUGCGUUUGGUGCUGCCGCAAGGUACUCCGUGGUCAGAUCUUUGUCUGAGGCUGAAAGAUAUGCUUCUGCGGUAUCUGACAUCUUUAAGAAACCGAGUGCCUGCAUAACAUUUGCCUGGAAAUUAGCAAAAUUACAGUCCGUCGCUGCUCGGCCGUGGCAGCUCCCCGUCCACGGUGACCACAGCGUCUUCGGCUCCCACGUGCGCCUGUGCCUGGAAGGCAUCCCUCUGCACGCAUGGAACGAUGCCAUCGCCAAGCGUGCGGUGGCUAAGUCCUGUGUGCUGGACUACGUUGAAGCCCAGUCGCUGCGAAUGGAGGAUGCUACGACGCUCAAUCUGUGGGCGUGGGCGCGAAACCCGUCUGACAUACCUAAGGUAACGUGGCUGACCAUUGUUGACAGGAGCAACACUGCCCACGACGCGACACUGGCGGGGCGUAGCGGCUUAACCUUCAGGGUCAUCGUCCACCUUGAUAUGGUGGAAGACCCCCCUACCAGGGAUGGCCAUGGGCAUACACGUGCGUAUGAUUGGCGGCUUGGUGUUGUUGACGGCGAGUGCGAACCACGUGACCGUCACGACCCUCCACCACCUCGCAGCAACCGUCGCAGGGAUGAGGAUGGUGAUAGUGACCGUCGUGGUCGCCGCCCAGGACGCGACGACAGUUGGAGCUCCCGGCUCUUUCGUAGCAUCUCGCGGGCUCCCAGGGACCGCGAGCGGGAGCGCUCGGGGUCGCGCCAUGGCCAGCGCCAUGACUCAUCCGGGCGGCGUCACCACCUCGACGGCGAUCAGCAGCUUCGUCACCACCUCCACGGCGAUCAGCAGCCUCGUCAUGCCGGAGGCGCGUCGUUGGUUACGCCACAUGUUGGUCGUGACCCGGCGAUUGGUCGUGACCCGGCGAGACGUGGACGCAGCCGUGUGCGCCGUUCCACCCGUGUUGCUGUCCGGCGUGGCCGUUCAGCGACCCCCCCACGGCAUCCUGCUCGCCCCAGAUUUCCACCAGGCGCCUGCAGUCCCGGCAUCCGCAGCUCACGCGGUGGUGGCAACGACGGUUCUCCGCGCCCUGCUGUGAAGGCUGCAGCUCUCCUUAAAGGUCGUUACCGCGUUGGCUGCGUGUACCGAAGGCGACCGCGCUUGGUGCCUAAGGGCCAAGUCGAUCCGGUCCCAGGGGCUGCUGCUGGCGGCAGCAACCUUGCUGUCUGGGAUGGCAGCAGGAUGAACUUCGCAGACAACGUAAGUCUCAUCCCAGUGCAGCGAGCAUUCACAACUAUCCUCGAUUCCCUUCCAACAUGCCCUGCUAUGCAGCUACUGCCUUUGGUGCAGUCUGAGGAGGACCAUGUGCUGUUAGGCUCUCCCUGCAGCACGGUUGCUGCGGGCUACAACGCCGAAGCUGUGACGGACUCCAAUGUCGACGCUUCCUCUCGGAUGAUAGCUGCUGUGCAUGAACCUUCAACAGAUGUUGCAGCGGUGUCAACCACCGUGCAAAGCCAUCUACUCAACACCAUAUUCACCAAGCCCUCGCCUGCCAUACUUGAGCGACCAGUGCUACAUCCUUCGGAGGGGGUAACAACACCAGCGACCACUCUAUCUACUAUUCCUGCAGCACCUGCUAGAAGAAUCAAGCAGCGACACGGCUUCAACCUUUCGACGGAAUUUCAGGAUUGGUUCAAGAAGCCACUGACUGUGGAGAUGGGGACGGCCCUAGAUGCUCUGUUCAAUCUUGAUACGCCAGACACAGUUUGCCUCGACAAGGCCUUGAUGGGAAUUGCUGGAGAUGCUAUAGCUGAGAUCCAAGAGGAGGUGGACGCCAUGCAUGCAGAGGCCAGAGCAGUUGCUGCGGCUUGAUUGAUGGCUGUUUUAGCUCCAUGUUAGAUGAUGUGGGUCUGCUUUUGUUAUGUCAAUGAAUCUCAGUUCAGUUUCUACUACUUUUGUGAGCACCCUGGACUGUAUUGGGUUGCUGUUUUGCUUCAGACCUAUAACAGCCAUGCUUGUGUUGGCCCUGGUGGCCCCUUUAAGCUUCACUGUCAUUAUUGUGCAGUGCUGCAAUUUCAUCCAGCUGUCGGUAAUUAAUCGGGGUCCUUUUCUCCUCCAUGUCUGACUUUAGCAUCCUGUGCUGGAAUGUAAGGGGUUUAAAUUUGCAGGCGCGCCGAGAUGCAGUGCGCGCGAUGAUCUCCACCACCACUUGCCAUCUUGCCUGUUUGCAAGAGACUAAAUUAUCAACGGUCGACAGGUCCAUUGUGACGGCGCUUGGAGGACCAAAGCUUAAUAAAUUCAGUUUUAAACCUGCGGAAGGAAAUAGUGGAACCCGGGGUGGUAUUCUUUUGCUUUGGGAUAGCGACCUACUCGAAUUGUCCAAUUUUACUAUCGGAGAAUUCCACAUAUCCGCAAAUGUCUCUCUUAAGGAUCGUCGUGCUUCCUUCUACCUGACAGUCGUAUAUGGACCAUCUUGUAGAGGCCGCAAGCCUGAUUUUCUAAGAGAGAUGAGUGCACAGAGGCCUCCUUCACCUUCCCCCUGGUUGGUCCUUGGGGAUUUCAACUGCACAUACAAAGCAAGCGACAAAAACAAUUCUAGAGUCAACCCUCGCCUAAUGCUUCUGUUCAGGCAAGCUCUUGACAUUUGCGACUUGAAAGAAAUUCCUUUGCAAAACAGGAAGUUCACUUGGAGCAAUGAGAGACGACAUCCCACUCUCGUAAGACUAGACAGAUUCUUCUGCAACUCUGAAUGGGA
This is a messenger RNA of Zea mays, 2824 nucleotides long. RefSeq lists its product as uncharacterized. Lineage: Eukaryota; Viridiplantae; Streptophyta; Magnoliopsida; Poales; Poaceae. The record is from RefSeq and is a predicted model, not a curated record. The coding region runs from base 1 to 1941 and encodes 646 amino acids. The transcript has 4 exons.